Messenger RNA from Anopheles funestus (African malaria mosquito), 1830 nucleotides. RefSeq lists its product as uncharacterized. Gene Ontology annotation, molecular function: nucleic acid binding. The transcript is spliced from 5 exons. Gene Ontology annotation, biological process: DNA integration. Lineage: Eukaryota; Metazoa; Arthropoda; Insecta; Diptera; Culicidae. The record is from RefSeq and is a predicted model, not a curated record. The coding region runs from base 1 to 1830 and encodes 609 amino acids.
AUGACGUUUGGCGUUGCUUGUUCGCCAAGCAGCGCACAGUUCGUGAAGAUUCGCAACGCAGAGCGAUUCGAGAAAGAGUUCCCGCGUGCGGUGAAAUGCAUCAAAGACGAGCACUACGUGGACGAUAUGCUCGUGAGUGUGGAAACGGAGGCAGAGACUGUAUGCCUAGCGAAAGAAGUUCGGGAGGUCCACGAUAAAGGAGGAUUCGAAAUCCGGAAUUGGUUUACUGAAAAACUGCAGGCGGGCAAGUCAUGCACAACGAAGCGAAACCUACUCCGGAUCCUGAUGAGAAUUUACGAUCCCAUGGGUUUGCUCGGGCUGUUCCUGAUGUAUCUGAAAGUUCUCCUGCAAGAGAUAUGGCGUUCUGGCAUAGGAUGGGAUCAAGAGCUGCAUGACCAACUGGCGGAAAAGUGGUUAAUUUGGCAACGAGUGCUCCCUGAGGUCCAUAAGACACCCCUGAAGAACUACGUCUCAACGUGUUGCAUCAUACGGAAAGAUGUCAUCUUAGAUGAACCGCUGACACAAGAAGAGCUGGCACGGGCUGAGAGGAUCAUCUUCACUCAAAUACAGGCGGACGUGUAUGCGUCUGAGAUACGCUCUUUGAAGAAGGAUCCCUCUCAGAUGCAGCCGUGGAAGAGCAGGGUGGAGAAGAGCAGUCCUCUUUACAAAUUAUCGCCGGUACUUGACGAACACGGAAUAGUGAGGAUGCGAGGGCGCCUGGCUGGGACGUUAUCGGUCAGCGAAACACUGCAGCAACCGAUCAUCCUCCCUCGGAAGCAUCGUGGAACAGAGUUGCUGAUACUCAGCUACCACGAACGAUAUAAGCACUGUAACCACCGCACGGUUGUUAGUGAGCUGCGAGCUCGGUUUUAUAUACCCCGAGUCCUGGGUGAGUACAACCGUGUGCGUAAGUCCUGCCAGCGAUGCAAAAUAGAUGGAGCCAAUCCGGAACCUCCCUCGAUGGGAAACGUUCCAUUCCAACGAGUUGCGGUCGGGCAACGAGCUUUUUCAUUCACAGGCGUAGACUAUUUUGGACCCCUGCUGGUUGCCGUAGGAAGACGAGUAGAAAAAAGAUGGGGAGUCGUAUUCACCUGCCUGACGUCCAGAGCUAUCCAUUUGGAGAUGGCUCACUCUCUCACGACGGCGUCCUGCAUUAUGGCGAUUCGGCGCUUCAUCGCUAGGCGCGGGAAACCGUUAGAGAUGAUCAGCGAUAGGGGAACCAAUUUCGUCGGGUCGGCUCGGAAGCUGGAGGAGGCCUUACAGGCAGUAGACGUUAACGCGAUGAUGGACGAAUUCGUUGGGCCCGAGAUGAAAUGGAGCUUUAAUCUGCCAGCAGCACCACAUUUCGGCGGAUGCUGGGAGAGACUCGUCCGGUCUGUGAAGAAAGUGCUGAGUCAAUUCGAGCUGCCACGAAAGCCGACGGACGAGGUGCUGAUGUCGACGCUAACGGAAAUCGAGCUCAUCGUCAACUCGAGACCACUCACCUACGUGCCAUUGGACGACGAGAUGGACACACCGAUCACACCGAACCAUCUACUACUCGGAAGCUCCAACGGGUGCAAGCCGCCCGCCGUAUUUGACGACAGUAGUACCGCCGUUAAAUCAGCGUGGAGAGCCGCCCAGCGCAGCGCUGACGUAUUCUGGAGAAGAUGGGUAUCGGAAUACCUCCCCACGCUGACUCGUCGAUCGAAGUGGUUUGAGAAGGUGCGGCCGAUUGAGGUGGGGGAUUUAGUAGUCAUCGUUGACAAUUGUUCGCCGCGGAACAGUUGGCCGAAGGGACGCGUGAUAGAUGUAGUUAGGGCCCGGGACGGUCAAAAAAUGCAGGCUUAG